UGUGUUUGUGUGUGAGUGAGUCUGUUUUUUUUUUUUUCCUUUCCGUCCAUUUGACAUGUUAAGUCAGAUCAGGAAGUGUGAUGCUGUGACAGUAGAGAAGGAAGCUGGCACACAAUGGCACUAUGUUUGCUUCUGGGACUGGUAGCAUGAGAGGGCCGCGGGCGAAGACCCUUCUGCUGCUGCUGCUGCUGCUGCUGACCUCUCUGACUGGGACAGUGUUAUGCCAAGAUGAAGAUGGAGAAGUUGCAGAAACUGAGGCACCAGCAGUUGAGGAGAAUCUAGAACCAGUAGACGAGGAUAAUACGGGGAUCUCAGAAACAACCCCAACUGCUAUUGAAUAUACUUCAACCUUGGACCCCUCCUUCACAGGAGAGUCCGUUGAAAAUAUCAUUGAAGAAGAUCGUGGCUCAGGAUUGAGCCAGGUGCCAGGUGAUGGACAAUCAGAACCAACAGUGGACCCCACCGGUACCACUGAACCAAAACCAGAUGACGGUUUGGGUAUCAUCAUCAUCCUAAUCCCUGUGGUGCUGGUGGUCGUAAUCAUCGGCAUGAUAGUUUGUGGUAUUUUCAUCAACCGCAGGUGGAAGAAUAAAGAGAGAAAUCAAGAGCUGAGAAAAGAGGAUCCAUAUUUGGAUGGGUCCAGUACAGAGAAGGUGCCAAUGCCCAUGUUUGAAGAAGACGUGCCCUCUGUACUGGAGCUAGAAAUGGAAGAGUUGGGUCAGUGGAUGAAAAAGGAUGUUGAACCUGCAGAGGACUCUAACCAUGCAUGAAUCCAUUUAUGGUUAACAAAGGACGCUCUCCUGACACGCAAGAACACACAGUCAACAAUGCAUCGUUACCAACUUGGAUGUUCUGACCUGUUCUACAAUAAUCCAGCAACACCUGUGACCACAGGAACUAAUUUGACUGCCAGGAAACAACAUCACAACACGUUAAGGACACUAGCAAACAUAAUUUUCAUUAUUAAAGUAAAAUAAUAGGCAAGAAAAAUUCAUUUUCAAAGGGCCAGUGUGUAGCAUUUAGGACGAUCUAUUAGCAGGAAUGGAAUAUAAUAUUAAUAAGUAUGUUUUCCUUAGUGUAAAAUCACGUGAAACUAAGAAUGUGUGGCUCUUUGAUCAGCGUUGUGCCUUUCAGGUAUUGUUUCUGUCAUGCAUUACAUUACAUUUAUUUAGCUGACGCUUUUAUCCAAAGCAACUUACAAUAAGUGCAUUCAACCACAUGGGCACAACCCCAAAAAGUACAUUAACUUCAUCAAAUAUGCUGAUCUACUUCAAGUGCUACAUUUAGAGACAACAAUUAGAUAGAUAGACAAUAGACAGAGAAAGAUUUUUCUUUUAUUUCAUGGGCCGAGGUGCAGUCUGAACAGAAGAGUUUUGAUUUGCAUUGUUGAGCUGUCAAGCAGUAAUCGGUUAUAAUCCAGGUAAAUACGCAGUAUUUUCUGCCUCAGUGAGUCAGACAGAGUGAAAGUAUUAAGUUUAAACCUAAAACACACUGUGCUGUAGCUACCAAAAAUCCCCUUUUCUGCAGUUUCAUACUGUUGAAAGAGUAUGUGGUCAUCUUAAUGCGCAUUAGGCCGAUACUCUUCUCCACCCCUCACUGAUAUGACCGCUCAUAGUUUCUGCUGAUGGCUUCUCUUUAGCUCAAAGCCUCUUUGUUGUAUUACACUGUGUGACUCCCUCCAGCUGCAGGUUUUAAUGGGGAAAUAUCCUGUUGAAGAUUGCAGGCAUGCAUGACAGAGAAGGCCACUCAUUUUCAUGCCUGUGCAGAGCUGGUUAGGACUUACGGAGAAAGUGUUGCUGAAAUCUCUGAGUGUGAAAUCAGUUGCACUCUAUUUCUGAGUCUUUUGAUCAAUGAUUAGCCGUUGCUGAGGCAGCUGUCUAAAAGCUGCUACUGAUAAGAUUUUCAUCUCAUACAGUAGAAAAUGACCCUCUGACUGAAUGUUUUAUGUCUACAGAUGCUUUUCCGAUGUUUUGUUUCCAGGUUUUGCUUAAACGUGUUGAAUGUAAGCAGUCGUAAGACUGAUCUAAAUGUGAGUGCUUUCUAAAUGUGUCAGUCAGUAUUUUGCAGCAUCUUGCACUGUAAAUAUGAGAAUACAGUAAACCAAAAGAUAUUAUUUUCAAGGAAUGCCUUUUGUAAAUAUUUCGUAUGAGGAUGCAGUAUUGUUUUUUUGCUGAUGAAGCUUUGAAUAAAUUAGCAUUAAAUAAAA
Sebastes umbrosus (honeycomb rockfish) is the source of this 2206-nucleotide messenger RNA. It is a transcript of the gene tmem154, whose product is annotated as transmembrane protein 154. The coding region runs from base 123 to 770 and encodes 215 amino acids. The transcript is spliced from 9 exons. The record is from RefSeq and is a predicted model, not a curated record. Lineage: Eukaryota; Metazoa; Chordata; Actinopteri; Perciformes; Sebastidae.